AUGGCCGACAUGCUCGAGGACUGCACCAUCGACGUCCGGCACACCAGACACAGGGUAUUGGUAGUGCUGGUGUUCAACAGCGUCAGCAUAAACUACUGGCACAUGGCUUGUCCGUUGGGGCAUCUUGACAUGACAGACGUCAUGGUCAGACAUAUUGGGCAUUCCAGGGAGCGACGGAUUUGCAGGGAGAUCUGCAUGGCCACGAUCGGCUUCAGUGGCAAAAUGGAAGCCGCCGACACAACUGACGGCGGCACAGCGAUUACCUCUGCCGUUGAUGCCGCAGCUGCCACCACCGUCUCCGUCGUACUCGCAGUCGACGACUCUGCCGUUUCCACCGAAGUAGUCGCUGUCACCACCUGCAGAGAUGUCAUCACGAUCACGUAA
Macrosiphum euphorbiae (potato aphid) is the source of this 384-nucleotide messenger RNA. The record is from the annotation of a GenBank genome assembly. Lineage: Eukaryota; Metazoa; Arthropoda; Insecta; Hemiptera; Aphididae.